UCAACCCGGACUUGUUUUGGUGUAACACACAACACCCGUGUGCGACAUGCCAUCAUCAACRCAAACCUUACUUGCUCCUUUAAACGUGAUUUGCGCUGAAGGCAGACUCUCCUGAAACGCACCCAGCUGCUUCUGAAUCAUGAGUGGCUCAAAGCCGGACAUCCUGUGGUCCCCCCACCACCCGGACCUCUACGUCAUCUGUGACUCUGAGCUGGGCCUGUAUCGAAUCGGACCUGUGGGCGGCACAGAAACGAAGCCCGGCACUCUGUCGCUCUCUAAAGAAACCGCUGCUACUUUACUGGCCAUAAACUCUGACACCCCUUAUAUGAAAUGUGUGGCCUGGUACCCGAAGCACGAGCCCGAGUGUUUACUCGCUGUGGGACAAGCUAAYGGCAGAGUCGUGCUCACCAGUUUGGGUCAGAACCACAACUCCACGUGUAAAGAGCUGGUGGGGAAAGAGUUUGUGCCCAAACACGCCCGUCAGUGCAACACUUUAGCCUGGAACCCCGUGGACAGCAACCUACUGGCUGCUGGUUUGGACAAGCACCGGGCAGACUUCUCUGUUCUUAUUUGGGACAUCAGCAGCAAGUUUGCCCCGGAGACCAGCGUGGCAGCGGAGAAAAUCCGGCUCUCGUUUGUGGAUUUGGACUCGAGCUCGGUGGUGACCAAGCCGCUGUAUGAGUUGGGCCAGAACGACGCGUGCCUCUCCCUCUGCUGGCUGCUUCGGGACCCAAAGCUGCUCUUGGCYGGCAUGCACCGAAACCUCGCAAUAUUUGACCUGAGAAACACGAGCCAGAAGAUGUUUGUCAACACCAAGGCCAUCCAGGGCGUGACGGUGGACCCGCACUUCCACGAUCGCGUGGCCUCCUUCUUCGAGGGCCAGGUGGCCAUUUGGGACCUGAGGAAGUUCGAGAAGCCUGUGCUCACGCUCACAGAGCAGCCCAAACCGCUCAUUAAGGUGGCGUGGUGUCCAACUCGUACCGGACUUCUGGCCACCCUGACCCGAGACAGCAACAUCAUCCGUCUGUACGACAUGCAGCACACGCCCACGCCCAUCGGCGACGAGACGGAGCCCACCAUCAUCGAGCGAAGCGUGCAGCCCUGCGAGAGCCAGAUCGGCAGCUUCGCCUGGCACCCGUCCUCCCAGAACCGCAUGGUGGUGGUGUCGGCCUCCAACCGGGUCAUGACCGACUUCACCGUGUUCGAGCGCGUCUCUCUGGCCUGGAGCUCCACCACGUCGCUCACGUGGGCGUGCGGCCGGCACUUGUACGACUGCGUCGAGGAUUCGACCGGGGGAACCGAGGGCGCCGCCGAGACRGACAUCGCCACCAAGAUGAGGGAGCGGGCUCAGUCCAGGUACGGACACGAUACGGUCCAGGUGUGGAGGAACCACCUGCUGGCGGGGGGGACCGACCCUCAGCUCAAGUCGUUAUGGUUCGACCUCUUUUAUAUGAAGCAGUGUGCAGAGGACCAGGAGCUGAAGCUGCAGGGCAACAAACAGUCUGUGGUUUAUUCUGGCAUCAAGAACAUCAUCAAGACCAGCUCAGGCACGACUGAGAGCCGCAGGUGCUGGAGCGGUUCGGACCGCCAGGCGGACGUGCCGCGCUUCUACAGCGAGGAGCGCUGCCUCGCCCUGCGGCUCUGCGGCUGGAUCAGCCGCGGUCCCGACAUCAACGUGGAGACCUUCCUGCGUUCCCUGGAGCACGAGCGCGAGUGGGAGCGGGCGGCCGCCAUCGCUCUCUUCAACCUGGACAUCCGCCGGGCCAUCCAGAUCCUCAACAAGGGAGCCAUGGCUGAGAACGGCGACCUGAACCUGAACGUGGUUGCCAUGGCGCUGUCGGGCUACACCGACGAGAAGUCAUCCCUGUGGCGGGAGAUGUGCAGCUCUCUGAGGCUGCAGCUGAAGAACCCCUACCUCUGCGUCAUGUUUGCCUUUCUCACCAGCGAGGCCGGAGCCUACGACGGCGUACUGUAUGAGAGCAGUGUAGCUGUGCGAGACAGAGUGGCCUUCGCCUGCAUGUUCCUCGGUGAUGCACAGCUGCCGCGUUACAUCGACAAGCUUACCAACGACAUGAAGGAGGCGGGAAACCUGGAGGGCAUCCUGCUGACGGGGCUGACGAAAGACGGGGUGGACCUGAUGGAGAGCUACGUGGACCGGACCGCAGACGUGCAGACGGCCAGCUUCUGCAUGCUGAAGGGCUCCCCGGGCGAGGUGCUGAAAGACCCUCGGGUCCAGUGCUGGAUCGAAAACUACCGGAACCUGCUGGAUGCCUGGCGGUUCUGGCACAAACGGGCCGAGUUCGACAUCCUCAGAGGCAAGAUGGACCCCAGCUCCAAACCUCUGGCACAGGUGUUUGUGAGCUGCAACUUCUGCGGGAAGUCCAUCUCCUACAGCUGCUCGGCCAUACCUCACCAGGGCCGAGGCUUCAGUCAGUACGGGGUCAGCGGCUCGCCCACCAAGUCCAAAGUCACCAGCUGUCCCGGCUGCAGGAAGCCGCUGCCCCGCUGCGCCCUCUGCCUCAUGAACAUGGGCACACCUGUCUCCGGCUGCUCAGGAACGGGAAAGUCGGAUGAGAAAGUGGACCUGACAAGGGAGAACAAACUGGCCCAGUUCAAGAACUGGUUCACCUGGUGUCACAACUGUCGGCACGGGGGCCACGCUGGCCACAUGCUCAGCUGGUUCAGAGACCACACAGAGUGCCCGGUGUCGGCCUGUACGUGUAAAUGUAUGCAGCUGGACACCACGGGGAACCUGGUGCCUGCAGACAGCAGCUAAACAGGAGCUGACGCGUGUUGGGAACCCAAGCCAAAACACGAGCCAGAAGCUAAACGAGGCCGACCGCCGAGAGGAGCGCCGGCCGCGUCCCUCCCUCCGAAUCGGCUGCUUGAAAAAGAAACAAGCGCUGCUGAGUGAUGAUCUAGUGGACGUCGUGUACUAACCGUGAACGAAGAAGGGAAGCAGAGCGAGCCGGUGAAGUGAAAUCCAAAAGGGAGCUAACGCUAAUUUACUGCUCAGCUAAUAAAAACAAAAUCACUCAGGAGAAUUUACACGAGGCUCUGCUGCAGCCUAGUUCAACUUGAAUCAGGAUAGUUAUAAUUUGUACACUUAUAAGGAUGAUGAGGUGUAAUCACAGGUGUCUGAAGUGAGUUUUUUUUAGUUAUUUCAUGUCUUCAAUGGGAAAAGUCUUUACAUACCUCAUAAAAAUUCAGUUUGGUGUCUGUGUGUGAGGGGGGCGGACUGGGUGACAGUAAGAACAAUCUCAAGCUCUCCUUGUGUUGCCACUCCUCGGCUGUCUUUGUGUGGGAGGGGGUGGUUUUAGGGGGGAGAGGGAGGGAGGGUGCGCAUGCAUUCAGCAGCCCACUCCAGGSCUGUGGUCCGUGAAAGAAGCUCCCCAGAAAACGGCAGCUGCUCGGCACUCUGACAAGACCCUCCAGAUUGUUCUGCUCAUAAAGACCCUCAGCUGCCGGAACACUAUUGAUUCAAAGAGAGGACGAGAAAACAGACAGCCUGAGCCCCCGCCUUCCUCCCACCGUACCACCUCCAGAUAUGAAAACUGCCCCUCUCUUUUAUUUCUACCCCCCACCGGUGUCUUAACCCCCCCUCCCCAGUACCACACAUCAAUCCAAGGAUGGGCGCCAUCUGUGGGGUAACUGUCCCGUGUAAAACACAUUGUAAACGUUGUUUACAAUGGUGUGUGUGUGUGUGUGUGUGUGUGUGUGUGUGUGUGUGUGUGUGUGUGUGUGUGUGUGUGUGUGUAGCAGGAUCUCAUCCCGGUGUGGGAGGUUUUACAGACCCACGUGCCCUUUUUAGGAGCUGACAAAUGAUUGAGCUGUGUAGCGUCCAGAAUUUACUUUUACUGUUUCUUGUGGGGGUUUUUUUUUUUUUUUUGCCUUUGAAAAUAAAUCACUGACGAAUUGGA
Messenger RNA from Austrofundulus limnaeus, 3920 nucleotides. It is a transcript of the gene mios, whose product is annotated as missing oocyte, meiosis regulator, homolog (Drosophila). Gene Ontology annotation, biological process: cellular response to amino acid starvation; positive regulation of TORC1 signaling. Lineage: Eukaryota; Metazoa; Chordata; Actinopteri; Cyprinodontiformes; Rivulidae. The record is from RefSeq and is a predicted model, not a curated record. Gene Ontology annotation, molecular function: protein binding. The transcript is spliced from 12 exons. Gene Ontology annotation, cellular component: cytoplasm. The coding region runs from base 140 to 2776 and encodes 878 amino acids.